This is a messenger RNA of Raphanus sativus (radish), 926 nucleotides long. Its product is annotated as probable E3 ubiquitin-protein ligase XERICO. The transcript is spliced from 2 exons. NCBI's taxonomy places the organism in Eukaryota, Viridiplantae, Streptophyta, Magnoliopsida, Brassicales, Brassicaceae. The record is from RefSeq and is a predicted model, not a curated record. The coding region runs from base 237 to 716 and encodes 159 amino acids.
AUAAACAACAAUUGGAAGAAGCUCUCCUCUUUCAUCAAGCAAAACCCAUCUCUCACUUCCCAGAUUCCCAUCACUACUUUUACCAGAAACACAAAACCUUAUAAUAAAGAUUCAAUCUUUCUUCUGAAUCGGUGAUCAUAGCCUCUCAUACUUGUCACCAGAUUAUAUCUCUCUGAGAAGAACAAAGAUCUGAUCAACAUUCCCCUGCGGGCUUAUUGUUUGAAACAUAUUGAAAGAUGGGUCUAUCAAGCCUUCCUGGUCCAUCAGAAGGAAUGCUAUGCGUGUUAUUAGUCAACACAGCCUUAUCAAUCUCCAUCUUCAAAGGCAUCGUCAGAUCAGUGCUUCAGCUAGUAGGAAUCCGUCUCUCUCCUUCUUCAGUAGCGCCGGCCGCAUCUUCAGAGAAUCAGACAUCAGAGACUUUUGAUUUCCGGGUCUGCCAGCCUGAGAGUUUCCUUGAGGAAUUCAGGAACAUGACCCCCACAAUGAAGUUUGAGAGCUUGUGCAAGUGCAAGAAACAGGCGGACAACGAGUGUUCUGUAUGCCUGUCGAAAUUCGAAGAGGAUUCAGAGAUCAACAAGCUAAAAUGUGGCCACUUGUUUCACAAAACAUGCUUGGAGAAAUGGAUAGACUACUGGAACAUCACUUGCCCACUCUGUAGGACUCCUCUUGUUGUUGUCGCACCAGACGACCAGCUGGUUUCCUCUAAUGUUUGGUGAUCGUCUUCGUAUAGAGUUCUUUUUCUUUUUGGGUUUGGGGUAUGUUUGUUGUUGUUCUGUACAGCUACUACUGCUUUUACUAUGAAAUUAGGCUGCGUCACGGUUGAUUCUUCAUCAGAUUCAGACCGGAGAUGGGGUAUUCUGUUGUACAUAUUCUGUGAGCUGUUUUUAUGUAUACCCAUGUGUAAUGGAAGCUCUUGUUUGAACUUA